GGAAGACGCCGUUGGUCAACUUGUGUCCAUUUCAAACUGCGCAACUAGUGCUUGUACGUAACUUUCCGACACUGCACUAUUGUUUCGAUUUUUAAUAUCACGCGUCACAGCUGCGACGAAUUUACUUUUACGUACACACUAAGACAUAAACAAAUUAUUCAAAUGCGUAAGUGAAAUUCGUCUUUAACGAAAGUAAAAAGCAUCAACGAGUGGGAGAAAAUUGAAGAAAGAAGGGAGUCAACACCAAACAGUCACUUUCUUUGAACUGUCUACAGAAACCAAAAUUUGGGUCAAACGUUAAGACAAGGUUUGGUGUUUAUGUCGUUCUUAGCAUUGGCAGUAUACUUGGCACCGUGAAUGUGAUACAAACUGGGAUACAUGCAUUUCAAGAUGAAGUUCCGGAUAAUUUUUGUCGGUAGAUUUAUGAUCCUGUGUAUAUUAUUUCCCAUUUCGUAUGAGUACACUGCGGGCCAAUAUUACAAUUACCAGCCGUGGUCCAUGAAAACAACCGAGGAACCACCGAAGUGGAUUAAAAUUUCCCGUAUUAGAUCUGUAGAUAACAGCCAAUAUUACCAACCCAGUCUGUAUAACGAAAAUUACCCCCCGUUUCGUAGAAACAGCAAAUAUGUCGAAAGUGGACGCCAUUUGAAGCCCGAAACGAUUUCUAAAAUAACAGAAACGCUGGGAGCUUUAAACACGGUCGGUAGAUAUCUAGUCAAUAUCACCAGGAGUGGUGAUGGUGCUAAAUUAACACGUGAAGUGCCAUCGGCUUUAUAUACAAUUAGUAAAAAUGUACUGGGGAGAAAUGUCACAGACACCAUCGCACCUUUGGUGAGGGAAGCACUGCCUUUGCCGGAAACAGAUGACAAGCACAAAGUGGAAAAUAAAGUCGAUGGAGAACAAGAAGACGAAAGUGUCGACGAGUCUCGAUGGUGCACUACACCAUCCGGAUUACCAGGGUCGUGCAACGAUUUGGGUGACUGCCCACAAUUGUUGUUGAAUUUGGACAGCCUUCGCCAAUCUUUAUGUUUUAAGGAUUUGUUUUUGCCCGGGGUGUGCUGCCCGCGCAAUGAGAAUGCUCAGAAGAAGCCGAAACCUGUGAUCACGUCAACAUCGACCGCCAGUACUACCUCUGCGACGGUCAGUACUACAACCAAGCCGACCACUUUUGCAUCGAUUUAUUAUAACACCGAAAAAACCACUACCAGCAAGCCGAUCAAAUUUGAAUCAGAUUUCAAUAUUGGUCAAGCGACGACCAAAAGACCAUUUACAUUUGAGUUUUCUAGUACAGCCAAAUCCAACAUCACUUCAUUGGUCGCAAUCUCCUCAACAGCUAGAUCUCCUGUUAGCGAAUCAACUAUGCCCGUGAUAAAUAAUUUUGUUCAUCCAGAUGAGUGUGGCCAGCCGGAAUCGGCAAAAUUCCGUGUAGUUGGUGGUGAAGAAUCAUUACCAGGUCGAUGGCCUUGGAUGGCCGCCAUAUUUCUCCAUGGUUCUAGAAGAAUCGAGUUCUGGUGCGGAGGCACUAUUAUUUCAGCCACCCAUAUCUUGACAGCGGCCCAUUGCACAAGAGACUCCAGACAAAGACCGUUCUCCGCCAGACAAUUUACAGUUCGGUUAGGAGAUAUUGACCUAAAGAGAGACGACGAACCUUCAGCCCCUGUAACAUUUAAGGUCACUGAUGUGAGAGCACACAAACAAUUCAGUAGGGUUGGUUUUUACAAUGAUAUCGCGAUUUUAAAACUGGACCGACCAGCGCGGAAAACGAAGUAUGUAAUUCCCAUUUGCUUACCACCACCGGAACUAAAGCAAGAGGAUUUCGCUGGAAGAAGAACCACUGUGGUCGGAUGGGGCACUACUUUUUACGGCGGAAAAGAGAGUACCACCCAAAGGCAAGCUGUUUUACCUAUUUGGAGGAACGAUGAUUGUAAUCAGGCUUACUUUCAACCCAUUACGGCCAGUUUUAUUUGCGCCGGAUAUUCAGAGGGAGGCACAGAUGCCUGCCAAGGGGAUUCGGGUGGACCGUUGAUGAUUCAUUGGAAUACCAGGUGGAUACAAGUAGGGGUUGUAUCGUUUGGUAACAAAUGUGGAGAACCAGGGUAUCCCGGAGUCUACACUCGCGUGACGGAGUAUUUAGAUUGGAUUCAAGAAAACACAAGUACUUAAAUAGUGUACUUAGCCAUUUUAACAGGAGUUUUUAACCGAAAAGGUGCGAAGUGAUAAAUAUAAUUAAGCUACGAUUCGUAUUUAUUCUGAAUAUUUAGAUUAUACCGACAUUGUGAUAAUGUAUAUAAUUUUUAUAUGUUAAAUGUUAUUAAGAAUA
Molecule: messenger RNA, 2320 nt
Organism: Cylas formicarius (sweet potato weevil)
Lineage: Eukaryota; Metazoa; Arthropoda; Insecta; Coleoptera; Brentidae
Product: clotting factor B-like
Exons: 6
Coding region: 379-2163 (594 amino acids)
Biological process (GO): proteolysis
Molecular function (GO): serine-type endopeptidase activity
Source: RefSeq, a predicted model, not a curated record